AUGCCUCCCAAAAGCAACCAAUAUUCCACAGUAUCACACUCGGAUAACUAUGAUGAUUCCACUACCGAAGUCGACGAGUCGCUCAUGGGCGAUGAGAAGCAAUGGCACUCGAUAGACCUAAAAGCAGAAGGAAGCAAAAAGGGGAGCACAUGGAAAGCAGUCAAGGUUCUCUUGAGGAGGUACCGAUGGCUCAUUGACACACUCCUCCUCCUCACCAACAUCGGCCUCUCAUUGGGGUUAUCACUUCUGUUAUACUACCAAUUCGAAGACGCCAAGUUCCCGUCGCGAAUGACACAGAUUGGCGGCGAUUACACGGGCGCUGGACCCCAAUUUCCAAUCCAGAUCAAAAAGUUCGAUGCCAACUACGCCGUCGUCCCUCCCAAUGCGACAGAAUUUGUUUCCGAAGCUACACUCAACCAAUGGCGAUCGCUUCUGCCUGCUGGUGCUGGCUGGAAGUCAGAAGAUGAUGGUCCCUUCUUUACUACAACCAUGACCCAUCAAUUGCAUUGCAUCUUCAUGAUGGGACGCAUCUACUCCGGAAUAGUCACCAACAAGACCGACAAGCUUACAGCCGAUCACGAUACCCAUUUCUACCAUUGCAUAGACUAUCUCAGACAAGCAGUCAUGUGUUCAGCGGAUCUAGCACUUGAGCCUCAUUUGAUCACGGACGCCGACGAUAAUGGUCCUGGAGACGGCAGCUGGAACGGCAUGCAUGUCUGUAAGGAUUACAGCCAAGUGAUAAAAUAUGUGGAUCGUCAAAUCACAGAAGGAGUUCGUGUAGUCCUGCCGAUAGACGACUAA
This is a messenger RNA of Colletotrichum orchidophilum, 801 nucleotides long. RefSeq lists its product as uncharacterized. Bases 1 to 801 code for a protein of 266 amino acids. The record is from RefSeq and is a predicted model, not a curated record. NCBI's taxonomy places the organism in Eukaryota, Fungi, Ascomycota, Sordariomycetes, Glomerellales, Glomerellaceae. The transcript has 6 exons. Gene Ontology annotation, biological process: mycotoxin biosynthetic process.